This is a messenger RNA of Ostrea edulis (European flat oyster), 2196 nucleotides long. RefSeq lists its product as uncharacterized. The record is from RefSeq and is a predicted model, not a curated record. The transcript is spliced from 2 exons. Lineage: Eukaryota; Metazoa; Mollusca; Bivalvia; Ostreida; Ostreidae. Bases 628 to 1572 code for a protein of 314 amino acids.
CAGAUAUAUUUCACUAGAGAAAGCAUUGACAUGUUACUGAUACAGAUAGAGUUCACUAGAGAAAGCAUUGACAUGUUAGUGAUGCAGAUAGAUUUCACUAGAGAAAGCAUUGACAUGUUACUGAUGCAGAUAGAUUUCACUAGAGAAAGCAUUGACAUGUUACUGAUGCAGAUAGAGUUCACUAGAGAAAGCAUUGACAUGUUACUGAUGCAGAUAGAUUUCACUAGAGAAAGCAUUGACAUGUUACUGAUGCAGAUAGAGUUCACUAGAGAAAGCAUUGACAUGUUACUGAUGCAGAUAGAGUUCACUAGAGAAAGCAUUGACAUGUUACUGAUGCAGAUAGAGUUCACUAGAGAAAGCAUUGACAUGUUACUGAUCCAGAUAUAUUUCACUGGUAUAUUUUCUUCAUUAUUGUCAAUAAAAAUUGUCACAAAAUUAAAGAAGACAAAAGAGAGUAUCACUGAUAACAGAAUGUGUCAGUCUAGAAAUCGGAGUAAUGUAGCGCUAGGAGUCCUUGUCCAUUUAAAGUUAUUAAACUGAAAUUUAAAGCGUUCAUCUGAUCGCGAUGGUAUUUCUCUAGGUAAAAUGGGUAUUUAAAUAUAACACAACGAAUAUGGAAAUGUCGAAAUGUACAAUGUAUGUGCAAUAUACCGAUACAGUACUCACGAGGAUAUCCUUCACUUAAACGUACAUGUUAACAUCAUGGAUACAACAACAGUGUCAGUGGCCACCACCACUCCAUCAAUGACUGACGAAGAACGUUGGUUUGGAUGGUUCAGCGCGGUUUUCCUUUUUGGUUUUCUCUGCUGCUGUAAGUCUCGUCAUCGUGAAUCUCUUAAAGAAUGUUGCGCCGGAUUUUUCAGGCAUUUACUGGACUGUAUUUCAGAAUUUUUCAACGUAUGUAAAACAGAAAUAUGUAAGUGUUUCGGUGCGUUAACAUCAAAUUGCUCAUUCUGUAAACGAUCGAGACUCUACGUAAGUGACACCACUGAACGCACAGAUGCCGAGGCAGAAUCAUCCCAACAUCUAGUAGUUAUGAGUGUGUCUGGUCAGUUUUCAGAACUUAACGAGGACCAAACGGAAAAUGGUGAUGAAAACCCUUCUGUCAGUGCGGUUCCACCUCCGUCGUACGAUAGCCUUGUAUUUAAUCCCAUACAACCAUCCACAAGUUACCACGCAGAAAGGGAUGAUGAAAAUCCUUUAGUUAGUGUGAUCCCACCUCCGUCUUAUGAAGGUCUUGUGUCUAAUCAUGCGGAACCAUCACCAAGUUACCACACAGAAAGUGAUGACGAAAACUCCCCAGUCAGUAUGAUCCCACCUCCGUCGUACGAUAGUCUUGUGCCUAACUCCUCUCAACCAUCCCCAAGUCAUCACACAGAAAGUGAUGACGAAAACUCCCCAGUCAGUGUGAUCCCACCUCCGUCUUAUGAAGGUCUUGUGUCUAAUCAUGCGGAACCUUCACCAAGUUACCACACAGAAAGUGAUGACGAAAAUUCCCCAGUCAGUAUGAUCCCACCUCCGUCGUACGAUAGUCUUGUGCCUAACUCCUCUCAACCAUCACCAAGUUACUAGGAGGUCCUGCGCUGAAGAUCAAGGUACAUAUUUUGAGUUGAUACUGACAAUGCAUCCACUUAAUUUUCCUUAUACACUGAAGAUGUUACUUGGAAAUCAUGUGAAAGACUGUCAGCAUUGUUGCUGUAUGAUGACUUAGGGAUGACAAUGAUAAUAUUGAAAUAUCAAUUGUAAGUCAAAGGUGAGGGAGCUAACUCGAGAGAGGGUUCAGAACACCGAUCCACAGUCACAGCAUAAACUCCGCCCACCAUUGUUACGUCAUAUAGCAACAACGGAAACUCGGACAAAGACAGUAAACAAUGGCGGCGACUGCAAACACUUUCGAGAUAAUCCUGGUCUAACCUAUGUUAGCUUACUUUAAAUGUGUCACCAUUUCAUCCCGUGUGAAGUAGAGGGGUUGAUUUUGUAACUCACCCAAAAAACAACUUGAAAAUCACAAUGAAAUUUUAGACCUAACGUUAGGCUGACGAUGCUCACUCGGGUUAAUUUUGUAAUACUUAUGUCGUUGAUGAUUGUUAACGCCCUUGUAAGGCAGUCUGUUGAGAUUUGUUUUUCAUAUAUUCAUUCAAUAUCUACAUUCAUUGGUCUGCUAACUGAUUAAAAUGUUAAGACUUGUUAGAUUGA